CCUAAACAGCCGAGCUCUAGAUGCAGUGGUUUCCGUACUGCAGCUUGUCUGCUUCCAUUUCGAUUAAUAACACGCCGAACUCCAGCACUACAAAGCGAGAACUCUGUGCUCAACACCAGCAAAAAGAUAUAUUAGCAGUGAGAAGCUCUGACUGACACAGGACAGUAGUUUAGUCUACAAGGACGGCCAUGAAGUAUGCUCGACUCAUUUUUGUAUUUCCGCUUUUCAUUUUGGGGCCCCUUGCUUCUGAGUCUGAUCCCAUAGUCCACAUUCACGAAGGCCCUAUCAGGGGGACAACACUCACUUCGAUCCGCAGCAACCGGCCCUUUUUCGCCUUCAUGGGGAUUCCUUACGCCAAACCUGCCGUAGGAGAACUUAGGUUCAAGUCCCCUCAGCCGGCAGAGCCAUGGAGCGGCUUACGGAACACUACAAAGGAGGGACCAUCCUGCCCACAGAGGAAUUUCCUUACCCACGCUUAUUUCGGCGAAGAAGACUGUCUGUUCAUUAACGUUUUCACGCCGAAGAUCUCGUUGGGAGCGGAUGGAGCCCCAGCAGCUGUGAUGGUCUGGAUACAUGGUGGAGAUUAUAUAUUGGGCUCAGGAGACAGGGCUGUGUAUGGACCCGACUUUCUCGUAGAUGAACAUGUAGUUGUUGUUACCUUCAACUAUCGGCUUGGAGUACUUGGUUUCCUGAGUCUGCAGAACAGGGAAGUUCCUGGCAACAACGGCAUGAAAGAUCAAGUCUUGGCUCUAAAAUGGGUGAAACGGAAUAUAGAUAAAUUCGGAGGAGACCCUAGCAACAUUAUUAUUUUUGGGGAGAGCGCGGGGGCAGCCAGCGUUCACUAUCACUUAUUGUCACCAAUGUCACGUGGCUUAUUCCACCGCGCUAUAUCUGAAAGCGGAUCUGCACUGAAUCCUUGGGCUUACCAAACACCGGAUGCCAGCGUCAAGUUGGCCUUUGAACUGGGAGAAAAAUUCGGAGCGAAAACGGUUGACCCUGGCAAGGUGCUAGAAGUUCUGAAGGCAGUGGAGCCAGAGAAGUUGGUGCACUUUCUGUCUACUGGCCUGCUGCAGCCGAAAGCUGAUGCCUUGAUCGGACCAACUUUAGACACAAAGGCUGCCAGUGAUGAAGUUUUCCUUCCCGAUACACCAAUGAAUAUCAUCAACUCGGGAGAGUUCUUGAAAAUUCCCUACAUAACCGGGAUAAACAAUGAAGAGGCGAUACUGGUAACACGGACAAUGAAACCCUUCUUGUGGCUGCUACGGCCGGUCGUGAAUAUUUUCGAGCUGGCACUUCCGUUCUACACCGGAGAGAAGAUCCCCAAGGCAUAUGACAUGGCUGUUGAAGUGAAGAACGAGUAUUUCAAUAAUUCCAGACCACUUCUUCUUCAGUACAUCGACGUUAUCACAGAUCUCUUCUUCACUAACGGAGUUUACUGCACCGCACAAAAACAUGCAGCCCUUUCCAGCUCUCCAGUGUUCUCUUACGAGUUCGCCUUCGACGGCACUGCAAAUGUUUUCAAGACACUGGCAGGCGGUGCAAACCUUCCAGGUGCAUGUCACGCAGAUGAAAUUCCUUACCUGUUCCGAGUUGAAAUGUUAAAGGUUGACCUUGAACCCGGGACUCCUGAAUACGUAACAUCUGUAAGGAUGGCGAAAUUGUGGACCAACUUCGCAAAAACUGGAUACCCCACACCCGAGCCAGACCCUCUGCUGCAGAAUGCCUCAUGGAAGCCAAUCAGCAAAUCAAAUUUCCCUUACUUGAGUAUUGACACUGACCUCAAAGUAAGAUACAGUUUAAAUAAUGGGCAUGCAGCCUGGUGGGCCAGACUGUACAAUAACUACAUCCCUGACGCGUCGCCAUGUUGGCCGUUCCAACCGGAAGCUGUAACAAAGAGAAGACUAGCCAGGCAAUAUUUAUAUGAGUCAGAAAAUGUGAAGAUGUACGACAGUAGGGCUAUGGCUUCGGUUAAACUUGCAAUCUUAACUCUCACAAUCUGCAGUGUGACGGGAACAGACCUUCCCACAGUCAGGGUGCAGCAGGGAACCCUUCAAGGAACAUAUUUCCAGACCGUAUGGGGCAAGGAAUGUCUCGCUUUCCUGGGCAUUCCCUAUGCUAAGCCACCUGUUGCCGAUCUCCGAUUCAGGGCACCACAACCACCGGAAUCAUGGGAAGGAAUAUACAACGCCACCGUCGAGAGAGAUUGGUGUCCUCAGCGCCAUGUAAUGGCUAACACGUACGUGGGCAGUGAAGACUGCCUUUUCUUGAACAUAUACACACACAAGCUACCGGAGAAUGCAAGCGACUUGAAAGCGGCGAUGGUGUGGAUUCAUGGCGGGGCUUUCAAGUUGGGAACUGGAUCGAGUGCCAUGUAUGGGCCUGACCACUUCCUUGAAGAGGACAUUGUCGUAGUAACCAUUCAGUACCGCAUUGGAAUUUUAGGGUUUCUAAGCCUGCCAGAGGCUGGAAUUCCCGGUAACAACGGCAUGAAGGACCAAGUGAUGGCUCUGAGGUGGGUGCAAAAGAACAUCGCAAAGUUCGGUGGCGACCCUAACAGGGUGACCAUCUUCGGGCAGAGCGCCGGGGGUGCCAGUGCCCACUUCCACUUACUGUCUCCGAUGUCUUCAGACUUGUUUUAUGGAGCCAUCUCACAGAGUGGAUCGGCUCUAGCGCCCUGGGCCUACGCGGAACCUGAAGCAGUGAGCAAAGCGGCCUUCGAGUUUGGCAAGAACGUGGGUUGUGAAACUAAUAACGCCACUGAACUGCAUCACUGCUUACUGCGACAGCCGGAGACAUCGCUGGUUGACGAGGCAAGCAUGAAGGUGCAGUUCGUGCCAACACGUGAAUCUUCCAGUGAAAGCGGCGAGGAGAAUUUCCUCACAGAACAUCCAAAAAAUAUAAUCUCUGCUGGAAAAUUCCAGGACGUUCCGUUCGUCACGGGCACAAUCCUCUAUGAGUCAGCAUUCUUCCUGGAAAUGUUGUCUGUAACACACACCGAAGAUGUGGUCAGCUGUUUAAGGAUUUUUGCUGGGUUAAUUCCCAAUCUACCAGAACCAGCCGAAAUAGAAAAGUUCCUUCCGAAAAUAAAGAGCACAUAUUACAAAAGGAACACAACAACUGAAGAGGGAACGACAGAUCUGUUCACAGACCUAUUGUUCCUGUUUGGAGCGCACCAAACUGUGCGGAGGCAUGCCGCCAUGUCGUCAUCUCCAGUCUAUUAUUAUCACUUCACAUAUGAUGGGGACUUGGCGUUCACAAAACAAAUCGGCCUGUUCUCUCGGAAAGGACCGACUCACGCUGACGAACUUGGGUAUGAGUUCCACGCCUUCUUCUCUCCAGAGCUGGAUGUCGAGUCCGAAGACAGUAAAAUAUUGAGAAGAAUGGUGAAGCUGUGGGCUAACUUCGCCAAAUAUGGAGACCCCACACGGGAGCUGAACUCGGAGCUGUCCGUCAAGUGGGAUCAUAUGACAAAGGCGAAUGACGCUUACCUGAAGAUCGACAAGGAACUGAGCAUGCAACGCGACCUGCAAAAAGAACGCAUGGCAUUGUGGGAAGAGAUAAUGGCUUCUACAAACUGAUAUUGUUCUGUUUUUCUUUUAUAAUGUACAUCAUACGCAUAAAAUUUAAAUGAUUUCUGGCAUAAUAUAAACAAACUAGAAAGAAAUUUGAAUUGUCAGUUGCAGUCAGUUUGAACAUUCACCACAUCUAGAGAACUUUCAGAAAAAAAUGCAAGCACAGAUGGAGCAAAUGUCGUCACUUCAUAUGAAAGACAUGUGACUGUAUCUUCCGGUUGCAAAAUAAUCCUAUUUAUAAAUUGUCAGAGAUAAAUAUCAGGGAAGUUGAUAUCUUGUUACCACAGUAGAAUGUUUAAAACUUAUAUAUUUGUAGGAAAAAUUAAUAAAAUGGGGCACAUUUACAGAGACGAACCUCUGGUGACCGAGAACUCCAAGUCUUAGUAAAAAUUUUCGACGGUAAUACGGCUAGGACUAGCUCAUAUGUGUAUAUAUUGAUAUGCACUUCAUGGAGGCUUUAAGACAGUUGCAUUGUCCCUUACAACGCACAGUAAACAGUUCAGUUAAAUUUAGAAUAAGACACUUAAUUAAGUAAUCUAAAAUGUAUUGCCAUGUUCACAAAAGCCCUCUACUCUCCCCUUUCCAGAGCCGAAUGAAUCCAGUGUAGACUACCUAUAACACAUGCAAACUCUAAAUUUGCUCAUUAACGUUUAAUAUAUAUAUGUUUGUAUAUUUUUUCUGUAUGUCAUUGAAAUGUCAAAAUAAAAAGCAUGACAAAGUG
Molecule: messenger RNA, 4293 nt
Organism: Cryptotermes secundus
Lineage: Eukaryota; Metazoa; Arthropoda; Insecta; Blattodea; Kalotermitidae
Exons: 21
Coding region: 189-3578 (1129 amino acids)
Molecular function (GO): hydrolase activity
Source: RefSeq, a predicted model, not a curated record